Molecule: messenger RNA, 2755 nt
Organism: Triplophysa rosa
Lineage: Eukaryota; Metazoa; Chordata; Actinopteri; Cypriniformes; Nemacheilidae
Gene: sf3b2
Product: splicing factor 3b, subunit 2
Exons: 22
Coding region: 25-2580 (851 amino acids)
Biological process (GO): mRNA splicing, via spliceosome
Cellular component (GO): U2 snRNP; nucleus; precatalytic spliceosome
Source: RefSeq, a predicted model, not a curated record
GAACGCGUUUGUGCCGUAGGGAUCAUGGCGAGCGACGGACCGCCAGGCUCUGCAUCUCAGCCGGAUUUUAACACAUGGACUCAUGGCGACCUACAGGCCAAACUGGCAGAGUUUGCUGCUCCUAAUAUAGGUCCUAGAGAGGAGCUCAUAGACCGACUUUCAGCUUAUGCUCAAUCUGGGAUGAUCAUGUCUAAACCAAACAUGCCAGGAGGGGACGACAAGGGAAUGACUAUGAUGCCAGGGCUGCCACCCAUGCCCCCGAUGCCCUCCAUGCCCCUGCCGCCAAGUAUGAACUUAAUGCAGAGCAUGAACAUGAUGGGCGGCCCUCCACCUAUUCACUUGGGCAUGGAGUCAUCAGGCAUAAUGCACCAUGAUGACAGAGGCACUCAGGGGGAUCCACGAGGGAUGGAUGAACAGAUGAAGGAACAUGAGCUCUUGGAGCAGCAGAAACGGGCUGCGGUACUAUUGGAACAUGAAAGACAACAGGAACUGGCUAAAAUCCAUCAGGGUGGACCACCUGGCCCCAGAGGUCCCGAGCUGGGACCCCGUCCCAACCUUCUGCCCCCCCUUCCCCCUCUCCGAGUUGGUACACAGACAGGCCCGAGCCAUCCAGGUGCGUCCGUGGCAUCUCAGUCUGCGAGGCAGAAAGUCCCCCCCCCUCCAGGAGAGGAUGGCAGAGAGGGGUGGCAGGGUGAAGAUGUUGGCAUCGGACCAAAGAUCCCUCAAGCUCUAGAGAAGAUUUUGCAACUGAAGGAAAUAAGACAGGAACAGCUCAGCACUGCCCCUACAGAAGAUGAUUAUGAUGAUGAUAUGGACCUAAAGAAUUCUGCCCGUGCACACUCCGAUGAGGAUGACGAAAACGUUCUUUCUAAAAAAGAGAAGAACCGCAAGCGCAGGAACCGAAAGAAGAAAAAGAAGCAGCAGCAAGAGCAGGAGAAGAAACGGGAGGAGGACAAGAAGACAGAAGAGAACCAAGAGAAGGAGCCUGAGGUUGAGAUCGAGUACGUCACAGAGAACCUGGAGAUCUACGACCCGAACUACAUCUUCUUCAAGAGGGUCUUUGAGGCAUUCAAGCUGACAGAUGACGUGAAAAAGGAAAAGGAAAAAGAGCCUGAGAAACCAGAGAAGCCCGAAAUACUUUCUUUUAAGAAGAAGGGAUUUGAGCUGGAGAAGAAAGAUAGCGAUGACAGUGACGAGGAAACCAGGAAGGACAUGCCCAAGCUGUCCAAGAAGAAGCUCAGGAGAAUGAACAGACUCACAGUGGCCGAGCUCAAACAGUUGGUUACCCGUCCUGACGUGGUGGAGAUGCACGACGUGACCGCUCAGGAGCCCAAACUGCUAGUACACCUAAAGGCAACCCGGAACACGGUGCCUGUGCCGCGUCACUGGUGCUUCAAGAGGAAGUAUCUGCAGGGCAAGAGAGGCAUAGAGAAACCACCCUUUCAACUGCCUGAAUUCAUCAGAAGAACCGGUAUCCAGGAGAUGAGAGAGGCCCUGCAGGAGAAGGAAGACGCGAAAACCAUGAAGACCAAAAUGAGAGAAAAAGUUCGUCCCAAGAUGGGGAAGAUUGACAUUGACUACCAGAAGCUACACGAUGCCUUCUUCAAAUGGCAGAUCAAACCAAAGCUCACGAUACACGGCGACCUGUAUUACGAGGGUAAAGAGUUUGAGACACGUCUGAAGGAGAAGAAACCUGGGGAUCUUUCAGAUGAGCUGAGAAUCGCUCUGGGGAUGCCCACAGGCCCUAACUCUCAUAAAGUUCCUCCGCCAUGGCUGAUCGCCAUGCAGAGAUACGGUCCCCCACCCUCGUACCCCAACCUGAAGAUCCCCGGCCUUAACGCCCCCAUCCCUGAUAGCUGUUCGUUUGGGUAUCAUGCUGGUGGCUGGGGCAAACCUCCUGUGGAUGAGACAGGAAAGCCUCUGUACGGAGAUGUGUUCGGAACCAACUCGGUUGACUUUCAGGCCAAAGCAGAGGAGGAAGAAGUGGAUCAUGGAACAUGGGGCGAGUUAGAGCCGUCUGACGAAGAAUCUUCAGAGGAGGAAGAGGAAGAGGAGAGUGACGAGGAGAAACCAGACGAAACGGGUUUCUUCACACCUGCAGACAGCGGGUUGAUCACUCCCGGUGGGUUCUCCUCGGUUCCUGCCGGCAUGGAAACUCCAGAACUGAUUGAGCUCAGGAAGAAGAAGAUCGAAGAGGCCAUGGACGGAAACGAGACGCCUCAGCUGUUCACAGUGCUGCCAGAGAGGAAAACUGGACCAGUGGGAGCUGCUAUGAUGGGUUCCACACAUAUCUACGACAUGUCUGCGGCGGCGGCGGCGGCGCGUAAGGUGGCACCAGGGAUGGGCGGAGACGUGCAGGGUGUGGAAGUGGCUCUGGCUCCCGAGGAGCUGGAGUUGGACCCCAUGGCCAUGACGCAGAAGUACGAGGAACGUGUCAGAGAACAGCAGGCCCAAGUGGAGAAAGAAGAUUUCAGCGACAUGGUGGCCGAACAUGCAGCCAAACAAAAGCAAAAGAAACGCAAGGCGCAGCCGCAGGACACCCGUGGUGGAGCAAAGAAAUAUAAAGAGUUCAAGUUUUAACCCCACAGAGAGCUUUGAAGACCACAUUCAUGCUUCAUUCUUGUCAUUUUUUUUAACUGAUUAAAUGCUGUGGAUUCACCUUUCAUAUGUUUGUAUGUGUAACCUUACAGCGAGUAACUCUUUUUUUCAUUUAGGGUCAAUGUUUUUGUAAAUAAAAAUGCUAGUCUGUGACGAA